Cotesia glomerata is the source of this 3040-nucleotide messenger RNA. RefSeq names its product syntenin-1-like. Gene Ontology annotation, molecular function: cytokine activity; growth factor activity. The record is from RefSeq and is a predicted model, not a curated record. Bases 259 to 1176 code for a protein of 305 amino acids. Lineage: Eukaryota; Metazoa; Arthropoda; Insecta; Hymenoptera; Braconidae. Gene Ontology annotation, biological process: SMAD protein signal transduction. Gene Ontology annotation, cellular component: plasma membrane; extracellular region; cytoplasm. The transcript is spliced from 9 exons.
UAAAAUAAUAACAAUAAUAAGUAUGUGUACAGUUUGACAUAUAAUACCCAUUGUAGUUUGUGGUACAAUUCAUACCGUUAAAAGCAGCAAGACCGAAAACAGUCCAAGAUACCGAAGGACACAAUAAACAAUUGACAAUUGACGAUUGAGGAAUAAUAAAAACUUCUUAAAAUAAAUUUUAGUCAUCGAUUAUUCUUCAGGUAAUUAUCCAGCCUCCAUUGCAAUCACUUAGUGCCAGCUAAUACCCAGCUAAGAAAAAUGUCGCUGUACCCGUCACUGGAAGACAUGAAGGUGGAUCAGAUGAUGAAGGCUCAGAUGAAACUCGAGCCUCAAUUCACUCCGAGUGCUCCCUCGCCGGUCUCAGUGAGCCCGUCAGCACCCGCGCUGACUCCUCCAGGGUGCGAUGAUCUCUCAGGACAACUGUAUCCCGCCCUCGGGGAUUACAUGGGACUCGAGUUGAGUCCUGAAGCUAUUGAGAGUAAUAUGCCAGAAUAUACAAUUGCAUUUCGUGAAUCGAUGGAAGUUAUGAAGCCGGACUCUGGAACCAUGAAUGGCAUGAUUGCGCCAUUGUCUAAAGAUUCAUUGGGAUUACAGAGAGCUCAAGUUUCUAAUGGAAUUCGUGAGUUGACUUUAUGCAAAGACAGUGAUGGAAAAAUUGGACUCCGUGUACACGAAGUAAACAACGGAAUAUUUGUAUGUCUCGUGAGCCCUGAUUCUCCUGCAGCAAAAGCUGGUUUACGAUUCGGUGACCAGAUCCUUGACGUCAAUGGAACUUCUGUGGCUGGUUACACCAUGGAUCAAGUUCAUAAGAUAUUCCGUAAUGCUCCGGUCAAUAAUAUUAAAGUUAUUGUCCGUGACAGACCAUUGGAAAGAACAAUCACAAUGCAUAAAGACAGCUCAGGUCAAAUUGGUUUCCAAUUUAAAGAUGGUAAAAUAAUAGCACUUGUUAAAGACUCGUCUGCUGCCCGCAAUGGUGUCCUUACUGAUCAUCAACUCCUGGAAGUUAACGGCAAGAACGUCAUUGGAUUGAAAGACAAAGAAAUAGUCGCCGAGAUAGCCAACAGCCCCAAUGUUGUCACAAUUACCGUAAUUCCUUCUUACAUUUACAACCAUAUGAUCAAAAAAAUGUCUGGCAGUCUUUUGAAGGCCAUGGACCACUCAGUGCCAAAUUUCUAGGACAAGCCUCGCCACCGGAGCACUAUUUUUUUACUUUUUAUGAUUUUAUCUCUGAUAAUUAUUUUGACUGUUUAUUUAUACGGCACAACUUUUUUACACGUAAUAAUUUCUUCCCUGGAUCUCUGAUCGAUUCCGCCAAUCAUUAUUCAAGUAAAGUUAUAAAUAUAAAUAACAACAUAUAAAUAUAAAUAUAUGUGCUAAACUGUUAUAACUACAAUAUUACUCAUAUAUAUUAGAUAACGUAUUUUGUUAAUAAAUAUUUUAUUACAGUAUAGUAGACGUAAGUCUAUAAAUAAAUAAUCUACUUUACGGUUAAUUUAUUAUAGACAAAGGAUUUUUAUUUAUUUAUAGACUUCAUCAGUUGAUUAUAAAAUAUCUCUACGUAUGAUAAUUAGACCUAUAAAUAUUCUAUAUUAAUGUUAAUUUUUUUUUUGUGACAAAUAAAAUUUUUUUAAAUAAAAUUUUUCUUAAUGAAAAAUUUCAUGUUUCAACAAGUAUUUUUAAUACCAAAAAUAAUCCUACCUAUAAAUAUAUCAAUAUCACAAUACUUACUCAUAUAUCUUUCCUCACAUUUAAGCCCAAUUAUUCAAGGUCUCAUUCAGGAUUUCUUCAUUUCAACACAAACAAUAGAAUCAAAAUAAACCCGAAGAGACAAUAAGCGUGUUACUUCAACUUAUACCUGGAAUUCCAAGUUAUUGCAAGGUGAUUAACAACUAAGGCUUGCCAAAAUGAAGAAGAAAUGGAUUUUUAUAAAUUUCUGAAAGACGACAACAUGAUAAAUUUCAAACCAAGUAAAAAAGAGACUCGCUCGGGUCCUUCGUACUUGAUGAGUGCCUACUCGCAGACGAUUGACAAAAUACUGGACAUGAACUUCAUAAAUUACCAGUUAACGCCGCAGGAAUUGAUGAAGAUCAACAACAGCGACACAGUGGCCAGUUUCUUGGCGAAGAAAUUGCACAAAAGUCACAAGAAGAAUAAAGUUACCCAGGCGAUGAUCUUCGACGCCGAGGUUAUACAAGACCAGCCGUUGAUGAAAGCAGACUUAAGGUUGUUUCGGGACAAGUCCAGGAUUUUCGACAGUUAUCGGGUUUGGAGGUUCAACCUGACUGUUUACAUGGCAGACUCUAGCGGCGAACGUAAGAAAUACUUUUAUGUUGAUUCAAAGAUGGUUGACCCGGAGUUCGAAGGGUGGAUAGUCUUCAACGUCACCGAGAGUUUCCAAAAGUGGAGGAAGCAUGACGAGUCUAAUGACGGCUUCAGGAUUAUCGGGAGGAUCAAGAAGAAUUAUUUCAAGAAGUAUAUUGCGGUUAAUCCUGAUUUUUUGGGCAUUGUGGGACUUGAUGGAGACCCGGACAAACAUCCUUUUGCGCUUGGACACUAUCACGGCUUGGUUGACAGCUUCUUGGAUUUUGAUUACCAAUAUCUUUAUCAGAAGAGACUUUCUAGGGAAGCGAAUAUUCAUGAUUAUGAUUAUGAAGAAAUGUACGUUGAUUUCAACUCGCUUGGUGUAUAUGACAAGAUGAUUUAUCCUGGGAAGAGAUCAAGGUGCAAGAUCAGGGAGGUUAAUCUAAACUUUAAGGAUAUCAGUAUGGAAUUUAUUGUGGCUCCUGUGGAGAUUCCCUUGAAUGAUUGUCUUGGACAGUGCAGUUAUCCUUUUGAUCAACGAGCUAAUGCUACUGAUCAUGCUAUCUUGAAGUCGCGGGAAAGUAUUUAUGAAGUUUCCAGGUUGCAAAAACCUGGUUGUACGCCGAUUAAGUAUGAAGAUAGGACGCUUUUGUACUACUUUAGUGAUAGUGUUUUUAUUAAGAGAGCGUUUAAAAAUAUGACAGCUAUUGAGUGUGGGUGCAGAUAGUUUUUGGAAUUU